Messenger RNA from Plasmodium reichenowi, 3648 nucleotides. Its product is annotated as ATP-dependent RNA helicase DBP10, putative. NCBI's taxonomy places the organism in Eukaryota, Apicomplexa, Aconoidasida, Haemosporida, Plasmodiidae. Gene Ontology annotation, molecular function: nucleic acid binding; ATP binding; RNA helicase activity. The transcript has a single exon. The record is from RefSeq and is a predicted model, not a curated record. The coding region runs from base 1 to 3648 and encodes 1215 amino acids.
AUGAAGAACAAAAAAAAGAUCUUUAGCCUUUCCAGCUCAGAUAAUACCAAAUCGAAUAAGAAAAAAAUAAAUAAAAGUAAAAAUAAAAAAAAGUCCAAAAAUAAUCCUAAGAAUGCAAAAAGAAUUAAUAUAAAAAAAAAAAACGAAUUAAAGAAUAGUGUUAUCAAAAAAAAGAGUAAAGAAGAUGUAUUGAAAAAGAAAGAUAUUGAUUUAUUACAAAAUAAGAAGAAGAACAUAUUAAUAAAAAAAAAUAAAAAUAUUUCGAAAAAUAAAAAUGGUACCAAAAGAUAUCAAUGGCUUUUUUCUGAUAAAGAUAAGAAAAAAGAAAAAGUAGAAGAAUCAGAUUGCAACAAUUAUAGUUCAAGUUGUUCCGAUGAUAAUAAAAAGAAGGAAAAGAAGAAAUUUGUCUUGUAUAAAAAGAAAAAGAAUAAAAGUAAUAAUAAAAAAAAAAAAGUAAUAUUAAAUUCUUUUCAACAAUUAGGAUUAAGUGAAAAUAUGUGUAGAAGCAUAGCAUCAAACUUGAAAUAUAAUAAACCAACAGAUAUACAAAAAUUAUGUGUUACUAAAAUAUUACAUAGAAGAGAUGUUAUAUGUAUUAGCAAAACAGGGUCAGGGAAAUCAUUAGUUUAUUUAUGUACACUUAUUGACAUAUUAAAAGAACAUAAUAAAUAUUAUGGUAUUAGAGGUUUAAUUAUAUUACCUACAAAAGAACUAGUUAUACAAAUAUAUAAAUUAUGUAAAAAAAUUUGUAAAAAUUAUUUCUAUUUAAAUAUUAAUAUAAUUAUUGGUGGUGUUAGUAUAAUCAAACAAUUUGAUAUACUUAAUCAAAAUUUAGAUAUUUUAUUAUGUACACCAGGGAGAUUAUCUUUUUUAUUACAAGAAACAAAAUUGAGUCUAGAAAAAGUAGAAAUAUUAAUUAUUGAUGAAGCGGAUAGAUUAUUAGAACUAAAUUAUUAUAAUGAUAUGAAUGUUAUAUAUAAAAGUCUAAAUAAUAGUUCGAAACAAACCAUUCUAGUUAGUGCUACCUUACCUACAAAUGUUGAAAAUUAUUUUAAAUUAAAAUUAAAUAAUCCUGAUAUACUCUUCCUAACUACUGAUAAUACAAUAAAUGAAAAAGUUCAUUUACAUUUUCUAUUUUGUAGAUCAUAUGAAAAAUAUGCACUUCUGCUUAGAUUAAUACUUAUAUUUAAAAAAAAAAAACUAGGCAAAACCAUGAUUUUUUUUUGUACAAAAUAUCAUAUUUUAUUUUUUAGUAAUAUCUUAAAACAUUUUAAAAUACACCAUUCUAUAUUAUACGGAAAUUCAGAUACUUCCUUCCGUUUUGAACAAAUCAAUAAUUUUACAAAUAAUGAUAAUAUUCAAUUCUUGCUAGUUACCGAUGUAGCAUCUCGAGGAAUAAAUAUAACAUCUGUGCAAAAUGUAAUUAAUUAUAAUUUACCCUUCUCGCCCAAGUUAUUUAUUCAUAGGAUUGGUCGAGCUUGUCGAACGGAUAUAAAUGGUUAUGGUAUCUCUCUUUUAACAUAUCAAGAUAUACUAUAUGCCUACGAAAUUUGUUUCUUCAUAGGAAAGAAAUUGAAGUUUUUUAAAAAGGAAAAAUCGGUGCUCGACACCGAUAUGGAAGACAUACCUAGAAAGGGGUUCAUCCCAAAAGGGAUGGUUAGUGAAGUAAACACUGUAGUAAAUGUAAUGAGUAAUGUGACGAAUAUGAAUAAUGACAAUGAUAAUCAUUGUGGUGAUAAAAACAAAAUAGACAAAUCAUAUACCUCUUCACAUAAAAAUACUACAAACGAUGUUGUAUAUAUGGGAUGUGUACCACAUCUUAAUGAUUAUAUUGAAUAUAUAGAAGAUUUAAAAAAAAGAGACACUGAGCUAAUGUCAUUAAAUAAAAGUAUACUAGCAUCAUACAAACUAUAUUAUUCAAUGAGACCUAAGGUAUCUAAAUAUGUAAGUACGAAGUGUAUAAAUAAGAUAAAUAAAAUUGGAGGUUUAUAUAAGUUAUCGUUAUAUAAUCACCCUCACUGGAUAUAUGAAAAUGAGAGAUGUCUACCUGAAGAUAUGCGUUCAACAAAUGAGAAUACAACGCGUGAAUUUUUAGAGACCGAAAAGGAAAUUGACUACACAAAUAAUUGUAUAAAUAAUAACAAUAAUAAUAAUAAUAAUAAAAAUAAUGAUGGUGAUGUUUAUAUGUGCAAUGACCAACUUAACGACGAAGUGGAUAUCCUUUUUAAUAACAUAAUAAAUUACAUAUCCCAUAAUAAUAAUGAUAAUAACAUAUGUAAUGGAAAAAUUACAAACGAUUUGGUACAAAAGGAAAUAAAAAAUCAUAAUCAAGAAAACGAUACAACAGAAAAAAAAAAUAAUGAACAUUACGAAGAAACUAAUAUAGAAAAUAUGAAUGCUAAUUAUGAUUAUUCAAAAAACAAAUUAAUAUCUAUUAUUCAUAAUUUUGAAAAUAAAAAUUCAAACAAUAAAAUAAAAACCAUAUCUGAUGAAUUAAAACAAAAAUUAAAUCAGCUCAAAGAAAAAAAUGAAAGAUACCAAAGUAGACGUAAUUAUGUAUUAUCAAAUGAUGUAAACGAAUUUAUGGAUACAUUAACGUAUCAGAUAAGUGACGAAGAAGAUGAAAAUGAAGAUAUUAAAAAUAUCCCAGAAAUGUGGAAAAAAAUAUUUUUACAUUCACAAGGAAAUUACAAUUCAACAUCUAUGAAUAUAAAUGAUCCCAGUGAACAUUUUAUGGAGAACAAGAAAAAAUUAAGUAAGAGAGCAUUAAAAAAAUUAAAAAAAAAUGAAAAUAAUGAUAGCAACGAAUUUAAUAAUAAUAAUAUUAAUAAUGUGAAUAAUAUAAAAAAUAUAUCCUUUGAUGAUGUUUUAAGAAUUAUCAACGAAAAAAAAAUGAAAAAUGAUAUGCGUUAUAAUAACACAUCCACGUUAGAUAUUAAAAAUCCUGGUUUCGAUUUACCUCCAGAUGAAACCGAAGAAUUAAAUAAACAAAGAUUUGUAAAAAAACAAAUUUGGGAUAAUAAAAAAAGAAAAUUUGUUCUAACAGAAAUUGAUACCUUCCAAAGUGACGAAUUCGGUAUUAAGAAAAAAGUAAAUAAAAACAAAGAUGAUAAAACUAAUAGUAUUACAAACUUAUAUGAAAAAUGGGUUAAGUCAACUAAAAAGAGAAUUAAAAAUGUAGGAGAAUUAGAAGAUGAAAAUGAUAUUAUAGAAAAAAAGAAAUUAAACAAAAAUAAAAAUAAGAAAGGAAGCAAAAACAAAUAUAAUAAUGACAAUAGUGAUAAUCAUGAUAUUAACUUAGAAAACGAUGAAAAACAAUAUAAUAUUAAUAUGCUUAAAUUAAUGCACCCAGAAAUUUCAGAAGCUUUAUCAAAAAAUAAUAAACUAACCAAAAAACAACAAAGAAUUUAUAAAAAAUAUAUCUCUGGAAAAUAUAUAAACGCAACAACACAAAAAGAUACAAACACAUUACAUAACACUGCUAAACAAAGAAAAAAACAAUUACAAAAUAGAUUAAGAACAGACAAAAAAUUUAGAACCAAAUACUUAAAAAUUAAAAAGAAAAAAUUCGAAAAUAAAAUGAAACGCAAACAUAAUUUAAGCAGUGCUAGGGAAAGAUCACUCAUUAUUCUAAAGAAUAAAAAAUAA